AUGCAGUGCGCCACGCGGCUCUGCACGUCGGACCCCGCCACCGAAUCUAUUGCGCGCGCCUAUAAUUCGGUCGCACCUGGGGCAGCAUGCCUGGCGCUCGGCGCAAGGCUCGAGGGUGGCGCCGUGUGGGAGCCGCCGCGCAUGGCGAUUGCAGUGGACUCGCAGCUGUGCUUCGCACACCCCGGCCGCCAGCGUCGGUUCAGCAGCCAGGCCGGCCACACCGCCUGGGUGGACUGCCUGAUCGAGGUCGCGCCAGGCAGAUAUGCCAGUGGUGCCAGAGACCGCACAGUCAAAUUGUGGGCGCCCUGGGCCCACGCCCACGCCGCCGACGGCGCCGCCACCGCGGCCCCUGCGGCCCCGGUGCGCACGCUGCGCGGCCAUGGCGACUCGGUCACGGCUCUGCUGGCUGUGUCGGGGGCCGGGAUCGGCGGCGGGGACGGGGAGGGUGGCAGCGCGGUAGUAGGCCCCGGGGCCCCACAGCAGCAGCAGCAACAGCAGCAGCAGCAACAGCAGCAGCCGGCGGUGCUGGCGUCUGCGAGCCUGGACAGGACCGUGCGUGUCUGGAGCCUCGCGCCGCUGCUGGGCGGCGGCGCUGGCAGCGGCGGCGCUGGCGGCGGCGGCGGCGGGGCCCAGCUGGCGGUGCUGCGUGGCCACGGCGACGCCGUGCGCGCGCUGCUGCGCCACCCCACCAGCGGGACCUGCCUCGUCAGCGGCGCCCGUGACCGGCGCGUCAAAGUGUGGGACCUGGGCGGCGGCCGCCAGGGCGCGUGCGCGGCGACCCUGGUGACGGCGACCGCGGCGGUCCAGCUGCACUCUGACGCGUCGCUGUUCGUUUGGUCAGCGCUGGAUGGCCAGCCCCUGCGCAGCCUCAGCAGCACCGAAUCGCCGGUGCAGCUGCAGCAGCAGCUCAACCCCCACGAGGCGCUCUUCCAGGGAGGGGACGACGACGCAUGGGAGCUACUGGAGGCUCUGGACGCGGACCAGAUGCAGGCGAUGAUGAUGGGGGCGCACCACCAGCACCACCAACACCAUGGCGGCGGCGACCCUGCCGAUGGCGGCGAUGAGGACGGCGACGCUGACGACGCCAGCUCAACCAGCAGCAGCAGCAGCAGCAGCAACAGCAGCAGCAGCGCCGGCGCCGGCGGCGGCGAGGGCGCCGGCGUGGCGGACGGUUGGGCGGCCGGGGACGGAUUGGACGAGGAUGAGGGGCCGGCCGACGAGCGCGGCGCCAUCGCGCGCGCCAAGGAGUCGGGGGUGCUGGGGCGGCUGGAGCCGGGCGUGCUGGCGCUGGCUGUGGACGGGCCGCUGGUGGCGACGUGCAACACGCUGGGCUUGACGCUCGUGGCGGAUUACUCACGGGCCACGCUGGCGCACGGCUGGUGGGAGGCGGGCGCCGACCGCCCGGCGCUGCGCGGCGGCGCGGCGGCGGCGGAGGAGGGCGACAGCAGCGGCAGCGAAGACGAGGGCCUGGCCGGCAGGUUUUGGUCUGCGAUGGCGAUUUGA
This is a messenger RNA of Monoraphidium neglectum, 1503 nucleotides long. RefSeq lists its product as hypothetical. Gene Ontology annotation, molecular function: protein binding. Bases 1 to 1503 code for a protein of 500 amino acids. The record is from RefSeq and is a predicted model, not a curated record. Lineage: Eukaryota; Viridiplantae; Chlorophyta; Chlorophyceae; Sphaeropleales; Selenastraceae. The transcript has 9 exons.